Messenger RNA from Botrytis porri, 288 nucleotides. RefSeq lists its product as uncharacterized. The transcript is spliced from 2 exons. NCBI's taxonomy places the organism in Eukaryota, Fungi, Ascomycota, Leotiomycetes, Helotiales, Sclerotiniaceae. Bases 1 to 288 code for a protein of 95 amino acids. The record is from RefSeq and is a predicted model, not a curated record.
AUGGUCGCCGCCAACCCCCGCACUACUCUCCACCCAUCCAUGAUCCGUCAACCACCCGCCGCCUACAACGCCAAAGGUCAAGAUUUCGAAAUGCGAGAACCUACCAAACACGCCAACAUGUCCAUGUCACCCACUCCCACCGGCACCUUAUCCCGCACCAGCAGUACCGAUUCCCACGCAUCAGGAAGUGUUCCCGUACACCAGAGAGGUGGUGGAGGAAACGGAGGAUUGUGUUGUGGAAUUUGUGCGGGGUUGGCUUGUUUUGAAUGUCUGGAGUGUUGUUGUUAG